AUCGAGUAUGAUCAUUAAAUUAUAGCCCGUGAACGGGGAAAACACGCUGUUGCAUUGCGCUAAUUACACGGCCCUCUCUCGUAAACGACGCACCGCUAAUACAUAGAAUAACGCUCUGCGCAAGCUAAUUUAUUAGGGAAUCGUUAGCUUUGUAGCGGAUUACACGUUGAAGCGAUUAAAGUUAAGGAUGCAGUGGUUAGCCAUGAUAAUGUGCCUGUAUGCUGGAGUAGCCAGCGCACGUACGGACGAGGAAGAUCAACAGCAGACAUCGAGCGGAGUCUCCAGUUCUCUUCCAGAACAAUGUUUUUACAGACCGCCAACAGACUGUCCCGAUUCGAGUAGAUGUCCUUGCAAGAGGAUCACUCUCGCGAACGAACCCGAGGGCAAUGCUGCACUUUGCUGCAAUACAGAUGGGCAAGCUUUAGAGUAUGGUCUUUCUUGCAUAGGAUUUGCACAUUCAAAUAUAAGUUAUGUACAUAUACGCAAUGCAACUUUGGAUGUAUUUAACGUAUAUGAAAUUCGUUGGAGGAUGCUGAAAUCUCUGGCCAUAACCGAUGGCAGGAUUAAAAAGGUGCAGGGGCAAUUUCGCAUGAUGACGCCCACACAGUGCCUGAAUCUCUCGAAUAAUGCGCUGAUGGAGGUAGAAAAUAAUUCGCUGAUACGAUUAGCGCAACUCACCACUUUGGAUCUAUCUUAUAAUAACCUCACUCAUCUUCCAGUUUUGAAUAUAAUGAACGGUCGGGAAUUCUGGCUAGAUAUUUCCGGAACAAAUACACUUUCGUGCCAUGACGUAUAUCAAUAUAUCAAUAAAACAGGCGAAAAACAAAUCACUUUUAAUCGCGAAAACGAGACAGUGUGCUCUUCCUUGGCAACAUGGCAUUGGUUCAAUACCACCGAACGUGUACCUCUUACACAAUUGCUUUACCUCAGUUCUCUGCAAACAGAAUGUCCAAAAGGUGAUACCUGGCAAUGUCAAUGUGAUAUUAGUAGAAUGGAUAUUAUUGAUGGCAAACCACCUACUCACGCUGUAAAUGUAGAUUGCAGUGGAAUGCAAUUGACAGAAUUACCCGAGAAAUUGCCACAAAACACAAUACUUCUUAAUGUUUCUUAUAAUAAUAUUACUGUUCUAGAUGACUUAAGUACUAAUCCGUGUUACGAAGAUCUACGAGAGUUUUUUGCAGACUAUAAUAACAUUUCUUCGAUAAACAAGCUGGAAGGUUCAAAAUUUUUGGAUAAUUAUGCUCUACUAAGUUUACGAUAUAAUAAAAUUAAAUCACUGCCAACAUAUAUAUUAAGUCCAAGUGCGCAUAAUAAAAAUUUCAUGAUCUCGAGAAAUUUGGUCAGGCUAGGAGGCAAUAAAUUGCAUUGUGACUGUAAUACUGCAAAGUAUUUAAAGGCAUGGUUGCAAGCACGAAUAUUGGAUUCUGAUGAAGUAAUGUGUGAAAAUGUAAAGGAAAAAGUCAUUGAUCUAGAGCCGUCAAAGAUGUGCGUGUAUCCGGGAGACUGGACGGAUUAUAUAUAUUAUAUUAUUGCUAUCGAGGUAAUACUUUUAAUAGGUUUAAUAGCUAAAGUAACAUAUGACUAUUGGGUAUUUAAGACAGCAGGAUAUCUUCCAUGGCCAGCAAAUAAAAUGCCGAAAUUACCAUGUGAUUGGUUGUUCGAAACAUAAACCGCGUUAUACAAGUGCUAGUGAGAUUUGCUUACUAACAUGCAAUGAAAUGAAGAUGCUGCAAUAAAAAAAUAAAACAGGUUGUUGGGGUUGAACAUUGAUUCGUGCCUUCGGACAAAUGGACAUUCUACUGUGUUAAUUAUAGUUAUAUGCAGUGUGAUAAUAUUUCUAGAUCUUCCAAAAAACAGAAUUUCAAAAUAAUCUCCGCAUACAAGGCCAUGACAAAGUAUUUUGAUAAAAUUUAUAUUAUUAUUAUUU
Molecule: messenger RNA, 1927 nt
Organism: Camponotus floridanus (Florida carpenter ant)
Lineage: Eukaryota; Metazoa; Arthropoda; Insecta; Hymenoptera; Formicidae
Gene: hfw
Product: protein halfway
Exons: 8
Coding region: 188-1669 (493 amino acids)
Molecular function (GO): protein binding
Source: RefSeq, a predicted model, not a curated record